UCUUACAUUUUAUAAAAAUGUAAAGAGAAGUAGGAUACUCAUGAUAUAUGUAGUUAAUAUAUAAAGGAUAAAGUGUCCCUUGUGGAUCCAAAAACUGAUUUUUUCCGUGUUAAUAGUCUUAACAUUAGGAUCCAUCAAAUCAAUGGUUCAAAAGUUAUGUUUUCAGAGAUGGAUCUUGAUGAUGUUAGUUUACUCGCUGAACAAAUUAGAGAAACAAGUAAACUUUCCACAGCGAAUGCAGAGCAUUUAAGAACUUUGCGUAUACAGCUAAAAAAUCCUGUAUUACCACAACAUGAAAUUGAAACCCGUGCUGGAUCUCGUCCUCCAACACAUGAAGAAAUAAAAAGAUUUGAAGAAAUAGAAUCUAUUAAAAAAGGAUGUUAUAAUGCAUCAGAGGAUAAAAUAAUUACUCAUAAUUGGAAAGAAUUUUGUAAGUUACAUCACUGGAACCCUAAAGAGGUUGAACCAUUUUUACUCUUGAGAGAGAAAAAUAAAACAUAUAUACGCAGUAAAAGGGAAAGAAAAAGAUUUGUACAAUUUUUAGCAGAUGGUUUGCCAAAAAGAACUUUGUACAGUGUAUAUCACAGAUUUAGAACUUUGUAUUCAAAUAAUUUUCAAAGAAGGUUUCAUCCAGAUGAAGAUAGAAUGAUUUUGGAUCACUUAGAACAUAAUAUCAACCUUGAUCACAAGCGAAAAUAUACAGAUUUAGCAAGAGUUUUAAAACGAACUCGAAUUUCUAUUUGGCGUCGUUAUAAAAUACUCAAGAGAAAACGUUAUGGAAGAGAGAAUUAUUAGAUUUUAUAUUACAUUUUUAUGAUGUUUGUAUGUAAAUCGUAUGUAGGUCUAUUCGAAAUCAGUUUCACGUCAUUUAUUUCACCACCACGAAUUUUCAAUUCAUAUCAGACACCUUUUCUCGCUUGAAAAAUAAUGAUUUAGCAAGAUUUAUAAAACGAAAUUGCAGUAAGUGUCCGCGUGGACAUGGUAUUCGCCUCACAUGUAAAUAAAACAAUCCGCUUGUCGAGAGUUAAUUGUCAUA
Bombus pyrosoma is the source of this 1036-nucleotide messenger RNA. RefSeq lists its product as uncharacterized. The record is from RefSeq and is a predicted model, not a curated record. Gene Ontology annotation, biological process: regulation of transcription by RNA polymerase II. The transcript is spliced from 5 exons. Gene Ontology annotation, cellular component: nucleus. Gene Ontology annotation, molecular function: DNA-binding transcription factor activity, RNA polymerase II-specific; RNA polymerase II cis-regulatory region sequence-specific DNA binding. NCBI's taxonomy places the organism in Eukaryota, Metazoa, Arthropoda, Insecta, Hymenoptera, Apidae. Bases 157 to 795 code for a protein of 212 amino acids.